Messenger RNA from Brettanomyces nanus, 1596 nucleotides. RefSeq lists its product as uncharacterized. Gene Ontology annotation, molecular function: protein binding. Lineage: Eukaryota; Fungi; Ascomycota; Pichiomycetes; Pichiales; Pichiaceae. The record is from RefSeq and is a predicted model, not a curated record. The transcript has a single exon. The coding region runs from base 1 to 1596 and encodes 531 amino acids. Gene Ontology annotation, cellular component: cytoplasm.
AUGCCAGCUGCUCGGGAUCAAUACGACGAACUGAAACAAGCUGGAUGCCAUAUCGGGCGUCGAGUAUGCCUAAUUGGGGUUGACGGGAAACAGCAUAUGGGAACUGUGCGAUAUAUAGGCCCCAUAAAACCAUGGCCCCGGAACGAUGCUUUGGGUGUUGAAUGGGACGACUUGGUUCGGGGAAAAAACGAUGGUUCAUUGGAAUACAAGGGACAAUUAUAUAGAUACUUCAAUACAAAGGGUGAUGAAAAGACUGGCAGUUUCAUUAAAUUGCCACAGGAGGGAAUAGCCGAUGAUCUUAUCCGAUUGGGCAAGGACCGAGUAUUGGUAGUGAAGGGACGCAGUUUUUCCAGCGCAUUGGAGUACAAAUAUGAUGAACUAGAUCAAAUAGGGCGGGCAGAAGAAGAAGAACAGAUAAUGAUUGGCACUAAAAAGGUGGAGAAAUAUGGCUUCGAUGAGUUGAUCAGACGUCAAGCCAACUUCAGUAGUCUUGAAGUGGUAUCGCUAGACAAUAUGUUGGUGAAUAACGAGUUUGAGAUCAAUCUCGUUGGUAGAUUAUUGAAAUCUGUGACCGAUUUGGAUCUUGGACACAAUCUAAUUUCUGACUGGAUGCAGGUGGUGAAGGUAUGUGACAAAUUGCAGACCUUGAAAACAUUACGAUUGGCUGGAAACAGAUUCCAUAUAGUUGAAAUAGCCGGUGACAAUCAGAUAGCCCGGCUUAUUAUCCCAUCAAACGAUUUGGAAGCUUGCAAUCUUUCCACGCUAAGCAUUUGCUUCCCCAACCUUUAUUACGUCGAUUUCUCAGACAACCGGUUUGUCCAAUUUCCAGAAACUUCGACUAUUGAAUCGAUUGAUCUAUCAUUCAAUCGAUUGGGAGGACGAAUAAUUUUGACAGGUUCAUCUCUACGUGCUAUAAAUAUUUCUGAUAACCAGAUCACAGGCUUAGAAGGUACCCUCACCUCCUUGAGAGUUCUGGAUUUAAGUCACAAUUCGAUCGACAGCGACUGGUCGUUCUUGGACACAUUCGAGGAGCAGUUCCCUCAUUUGGAAGCUCUAAAAUUGGACGGAAAUCCUCUUUUCGACCAGACAGAUUCUCAAAAUGGCUACGAUCAUUGCCUAAUGCAGAUUAUGGGUCGAGUUAGGACCAUUACCAAGAUCAAUGGUACAGAGUACUCCCCAGAAGAGAGAAACAAUUACGAGUUAUAUUUCAUCAGUAAAGUGAAGCAAGGAAAUACAACCAAACCAAAGAGGACUAUAUGGCAUUAUUUGUUGAAUAAAUAUGGACAAAAGGAGACUAACUCUGCAAUUGUCACUUCAUCAAUCAAACGACCAACAGAGAUUAGCGUGUUCAACAAUGAAAAACUCGUACUGAAGCAAUAUGUAUUUGCGGAAAAUACUACACUGGGAAAACUUAAGGGGAAGAUCAGUAAGAAACUAGGUUUAAGCGUACUUCAUUUCACUUUAUUCCGUAAACAGGCUGACGGGAUAGUUGAAAGACUAGACAAUGACCAGGAAUAUCUAAGCCAUCUAGGACUUCAAGUAGUCUACAUACAUACUGCGCCACAUAUGAUAUUGGAUGCACCGCCACACAACUGA